Molecule: messenger RNA, 1174 nt
Organism: Boleophthalmus pectinirostris (great blue-spotted mudskipper)
Lineage: Eukaryota; Metazoa; Chordata; Actinopteri; Gobiiformes; Gobiidae
Product: polypeptide N-acetylgalactosaminyltransferase 14-like
Exons: 8
Coding region: 1-1056 (351 amino acids)
Cellular component (GO): Golgi apparatus
Source: RefSeq, a predicted model, not a curated record
AUGUGUCAGGGGCGUGCACGUGUAGUGUCAGGGGCGUGCACGUGUAGUGUCAGGGGCGUGCACGUGGAUGUGUCAGGGGCGUGCACGUGGAUGUGUCAGGAGCGUGCACGUGUAGUGUCAGGGGCGUGCACGUGUAGUGUCAGGGACGUGGAUGUGUCAGGGGCGUGCACGUGUAGUCUGUCGGACUCGGAGUGGGAGGAGCUUCUGGACGGGUUUGACGAGCGUUCGUAUUUAAACGCGCGGAAAUGGAAACCUGGAGACGACCCGUACACACUGUACGCCUUUAACCAGCGCGAGAGCGAGAGGAUCCCCAGCAACCGAGCGCUCCGGGACACCAGGCACUACAGGUGUUCGACUCUUCACUACGACUCAGAUCUUCCUCCCACCUCCAUCAUCAUCACCUUCCACAACGAGGCUCGCUCCACCUUACUCCGAACGGUCCGCAGUGUUUUAAACCGGACUCCAGUUCAUCUGAUUCAUGAGAUCAUCCUGGUGGACGACUUCAGUGAAGACGUGGACCGGAUCGGCUUUAGUCCAGGCCGAGUCCAGGCCGAGUCCAGGCCGAGUCCAGGCCGAGUCCAGGCUGAGUCCGGGUUCAGACCGGGAUCCAGAGCGGGACUGUGGGAACUUUAUCUAGUUCCGUCGGACUCGGUCUCAGACUCUGGUCCGAUUCGUCAAAGGUCCAACUGUCUCGAGUCUCGUCGCGUGGAGGGGGCGGAGCUUCCUGUGCUCACUCUGGGGCCGUGUGCAAAAGAGGGUGUCGCCGCCGGCAACCAGGACUGGGUUUACACUGUGGGUCAGCAGAUCCGACAGGAGCAACACUGUCUGUCCCUGUCAACCAUGUUCCCCGCCUCGCAGGUGCUGCUCCUGCCCUGCAACAUGGCCGACGGAAAACAGCGGUGGCAGAAGGCAGGGACGCACCUGGAGCACCUGGCGUCUCGGUUCUGCCUGGACUCGGAGAUGGCGCUGGACGGUCUGGACUCGUCUCGGAUGUUGGUGAUCAGCCCGUGUGAGCUGAGCGCCUACACGCAGCGCUGGGACCUGCCCUUCUCCUGACCCCGCCCCUGUCGCCCCUGUCGCCCCUGUCGCCCUGCACCCUGCCGCGUGACCCUGCACCUGCCGUGACCCUGCACCUGCCCCUGCCCCUGCCCCUGCUCCACCCUCACACGAAGCA